This is a messenger RNA of Anopheles coluzzii, 1284 nucleotides long. RefSeq lists its product as uncharacterized. Bases 1 to 1284 code for a protein of 427 amino acids. Gene Ontology annotation, biological process: DNA integration. Gene Ontology annotation, molecular function: nucleic acid binding. The record is from RefSeq and is a predicted model, not a curated record. NCBI's taxonomy places the organism in Eukaryota, Metazoa, Arthropoda, Insecta, Diptera, Culicidae. The transcript has a single exon.
AUGGCGAAUUAUGCUGACUACUUGGCGCACUUCAACUUCGAUGUUGUAUUCAAGCCUACGAAUCUCAACACGAACGCUGACUACUGUUCGAGAAUUCCGAACAAUUCUAAUGUCAACCAAUUCAAAGACGAGGGAAGAAGCUCAGGCGACGAUUUUGAACAAUUUGCGCAUGUCCAAAUCGAACAACUGCCAGUAAGAGCAGAGCACAUUGCUCGAGAAACACGCAAAGAUCCUCACCUAGGAAAAAUCCUUCAACACCUUGAGCAAGGUCAAAACCUCGGACAAUAUGGAUACAAAGCACCCGAAUCGAAGUACACAAUCGCAGCCAACUGUUUACUCUUUGAGCACCGAGUAGUCAUACCAAGCACACUACGUCAAGCCAUUCUUAACGAUUUGCAUGUGGCACACUUCGGCAUCGUUAGGAUGAAAGCCUUAGCCCGAUCAUAUGUCUACUGGCCCGGCAUCGACGCCGAUAUAGAGAAAACAGCUAAGGAGUGUCACGCAUGUGCUCGUUAUGGACCAACACCUCCCAGGUUCGACAGCCAUCACUGGGAGUAUCCGAGUGCUCCUUGGGAGCGCAUCCAUAUUGACUUCGCUGGUCCCGUAUGCAACACUAUGCUGUUAAUUGUUGUCGACGCUUUUAGUAAAUGGGUCGAAGUCAAGCCCACAAACACUAUAACUUCAGCAGCAACAAUUAAAAUUCUAGACGAACUCUUUGCAACGUAUGGAGUACCGAUCACCGUAGUAUCCGAUAACGGUACUCAGUUCACCGCAAAGGAGUUUAAAGAGUUCCUGCAAAAGAGUGGAGUCAAAUAUCACAAACUCACCGCACCUUACCACCCAGCAACCUAUGGACAAGCCGAACGUUAUGUCCAAACGGUGAAAAAUGGUCUCAAAGCUAUGGGAACAACAAGUGCUAACCUCACACGCAACUUAAACACAUUCCUACAGCAUUUCCGUAAAACUCCACACGCCGAGACGAAAGACUCUCCAGCCAAACUGUUUCUUGGACGAACCAUUCGUACUCGACUCGACCUCGUGAGACCACAAGCUGUUCACUCCAGUGUCUCCGAAAGACAAAAAGCCGAGUUCCGGCCUGCGUUUCGAACUUUGCCACCUGGACAGUCCGUCUACGUACUAUCAGGCAACACGCGCAUGGACAAAUGGAUUCCGGCUACCAUCUUCGCCCGAUUGGGAGACCUACAUUACGAUGUGUUGUACAACGGUCAACAUUUGAAGCGGCACAUUGAUCAAAUUCGACGGUUUGAAAUGAACCAACGAUGA